Messenger RNA from Coniophora puteana RWD-64-598 SS2, 874 nucleotides. Its product is annotated as concanavalin A-like lectin glucanase. Lineage: Eukaryota; Fungi; Basidiomycota; Agaricomycetes; Boletales; Coniophoraceae. The record is from RefSeq and is a predicted model, not a curated record. The coding region runs from base 173 to 874 and encodes 233 amino acids. Gene Ontology annotation, biological process: proteolysis. The transcript has 3 exons. Gene Ontology annotation, molecular function: glutamic-type endopeptidase activity.
GCUACAGUCGCUCUGGCGGUUGAGGUCGUGCCGCGGGCACAGCGAAUAGGCCGUCGCAUGGUCCAGACGUCUUCAGCGGUACACAUCAUUGCUGUGAGGUAUAAAGCUCUCAUGGGCAGCGAGCACGACCAACACCAACGGUACUACUCUGCCUUCGUCAACCCCGUCAGCCAUGGCCUCCUUUAUUGUCCUCGCCCUCACCGCUAGCGCCCUCGCCAUAGGCCACCAGGGCCAGGUUGUGAAGAUCAACCCAAAGAAUGGCAACGCCACCUACGACGUCCAGUCAUCCAACUGGGCUGGCGCUGUUAUUCAGGCCGCUCCUGGUACCUACCAGGCCGUCACUGGCACCUUCACGGUCCCCAGCUCCUCGGGCUCGGGCUCCGCCGCCAUCUGGGUCGGUAUUGAUGGCGCCGGCUCUGACUGUGGGGUUAUCCUCCAGACUGGUAUCGUCGCAAACAGCGACAACACCUACUACUCCUGGUACGAGUGGUUCCCCGACCCAUCCUACAACUUCAACAACAUCAACUUCGCCGCGGGCGACGUCGUGAAGCUGACCGCGACCGCGCACUCGACAACGACGGGCACAGUGACGAUCGAGAACCAGACGAACGGUCAGAGCGUGACGCAGGACGUGAGCUCGACGCACGCGCUCUGCCAGGAGUACGCAGAGUGGAUCGUCGAGGACUACGAGGUCGGCAGCGGCCAGGCGCAGUUCGACGACUUCGGCACCGUCACGUUCUCCAGCGCGCAGGCGCAGACGGGAUCGGGAUACGCCGGCCCCGACGGCGCGACGAUCUGGGAUAUAUGGCAGAACAACGUGCAGCUGACACAGUCGUCGGUCCAGAACGGCAACGUUGUCGUCAGCCACACUUGA